GUCGGUCGAAUCGGUUGCAUCUCUCCAAUCCAUUUCAUAGCACACUUCGCCCACCGUUGUCAUCAUCAACAUCGACAUCAAAAUCAACGUCUAUGUCGUGGUCGUGGUCGUAUUCAUCGUCGUUUGUCGUCGCUGCUGUCGUUAUUAAAAAAUAUUCAAAUUCCAAUUUUAGAACAACAAAAAAUGAGGACGCCAGCUGUUUUGAAAGCUCAGCGUCAUCAUCGUCAUGGAGAAGCUGAACUGAUAUUCAAUUCCCGCAACGAACUGCCAGUGCGAGUGUGUGUACAUUUUUUGUUCUUGUCGGUUACGGCAAUUAUUGGAGUAUCUUAUCUUGUUCGAAGAUAAGACACCAAGUGGACGACGACUAUUCCAGUGGAAACUUACUUCUCUUUUCUGAGAAACUGAAAAACUCCAAGAAACAAAAAGAUAUUUUUGAUAUGCCGCUUUUUGCCAAGAAGCCCAGUAAACCAGUGCCUGACACAAUACAUGAUAAUAAUAAUAAAUUGUCAGCGGUUCCCGCCAAUGUACCCAGACCAGAUAACAAUGCCUCAAAACAACAGCUGGUAUUUCACUGUCAACUGGCACAUGGCAGUCCCACAGGACUGAUAACAGGAUUUGCAAGCGUUCGUGAGCUGUACAAAAAGAUUGCUGAGUGCUAUGACAUUCCAGUUGAUGAAAUUCUAUUUUGUACACUUAAUUCGCACAAAGUUGAUAUGUCCAAGUUGCUGGGCGGUCAAAUAGGUCUCGAUGACUUUAUAUUUGCCCAUCGAAAGGGUCGACCGAAAGAAAUCGAAAUUAUCAAGUCGGAGGAUGCCCUCGGCCUUACGAUCACAGACAAUGGUGCUGGCUAUGCAUUUAUCAAGAGAAUCAAAGAAGAGAGUGUCAUUGAUCAUAUCCAACACAUUUCGAUUGGAGAUCACAUAGAAAAACUAAACGGGGUGGAAAUGGUGGGGAAACGCCACUACGAAGUAGCCAGACUGUUAAAAGAAAUCCCUACCGGCGCCACAUUCACAAUUCGACUGAUUGAACCCAUGAAGAGUGGUUUCCAAGGCAUUGGACCACGCUCACAACCGAAAACAACAGGCAAAGGUUACGGUAGCGGUAAGGAGACACUAAGAUUCAAGGCCAACGGCAAUGUUGAAAUCGAAGAGAAACCCGAUGAUUCUACACAAUGUGGCAUUGAAGCUAUUAAUAAUUUGUUAGAAUCGUUUAUGGGCAUCAAUGAUGCUGAAUUGGCCACACAAAUCUGGGAUCUGGGUGCGAAUAAAACAAAUUCUAUGGAUUUUGCUGAAGCCAUUGAUAAUUCCGAUCUAGAAUCGUUUGGAUUUACAGAUGAUUUUAUAAUUGAACUAUGGGGUGCUAUAACAGAUGCUAGACGCAGGAAGUCAAAAAAUUGAUCUACAUACAUACAUAUAAAAUAUGUAUAGUGGAAAAAGAAACACAGGGGAUGUGGUGCGAUUAAAUUUUAAUAAAAUUAUAGAUAUUUUAUUUACAAAACUAUACAAAACACAAAAAUGGUUGUACUAUUUGAGUUAUUAAAUUAUACAAGUUUCACAAAUUUUAAGAACGUUAUUAAUAAUGUUAUAUUACUAUUAUCAUUUUUGCGCAUUUUAUUUUUUGUUUGAUAUUUUUAUUUGUUUGUAUAAAAAAAAAAUAAAAUAAAAAGUAUGUAUUUCAUUAUUUUAAAGAAAAAGAAGAAGAAAAAGAAAAAAAAAGAGGAAAAAUAUAUCAGUGCAUUUAUAUUAUUUAAAAUGUU
Molecule: messenger RNA, 1756 nt
Organism: Eupeodes corollae
Lineage: Eukaryota; Metazoa; Arthropoda; Insecta; Diptera; Syrphidae
Gene: kermit
Product: PDZ domain-containing protein GIPC1
Exons: 2
Coding region: 438-1397 (319 amino acids)
Molecular function (GO): protein binding
Source: RefSeq, a predicted model, not a curated record